GCAAAGCAGAAAACAAAAGCAAAAACCAACCAAACAAACAAGCGAACGACCCCAGCCCUGCUCCGCGCACGGCCCCGGCGAUGAUGUUCCCCAGCCUCAUCGCCCCGCCCGCCGUCUACCCCAGCCUCCUGCGGCCCACUCCCACCCUCACCUUGCCUCAGUCGCUGCAGUCAGCUUUUUCCAGCCACUCCAGCUUCCUGGUAGAAGAUUUGAUCCGGAUCAGCAGACCAGCCAGUUACCUGCCCAGGACUGCCCCCCCACCCAGCAUGUCCCCCCCAACCUCAGCAGCCAGGACGGACACGGGGACGCCGGAGCUCGCCAGCUCCACCACCGCGGCUGGCUCCAGGAGGAUCUGUUCUCCACAGACUUCCACCACCGACUCCACUUUCCUGAAGUUUGGGGUCAACGCCAUCCUCUCCUCCGCCCCCCGCGCCGAAACUUCCCCUGCGUUACUUCAGAACGUCCCUCCAAAGACUUUCUCCUUUCCGUACUUCGAAGGAUCCUUCCAGCCCUUUAUCAGAUCUUCCUAUUUCCCAGCCACCUCUGCCGUGGUCCCCAUCCCUGGCACCUUCUCCUGGCCGCUGGCCGCCCGCGGCAAGCCCCGCCGGGGCAUGUUGCGCCGCGCCGUCUUCUCCGACGUGCAGCGCAAAGCGCUGGAGAAGAUGUUCCAGAAGCAGAAAUACAUCAGCAAACCUGACAGGAAGAAGUUGGCGGCCAAGCUGGGACUCAAGGACUCGCAGGUGAAGAUCUGGUUCCAGAACAGGAGGAUGAAGUGGAGAAAUUCCAAAGAAAGAGAGCUCCUCUCUUCUGGUGGCUGCAGAGAACAGACCCUACCCACCAAGUUCAACCCUCACCCAGACCUUAGUGAUGUAGGCAAGAAGUGUUCCGGAGAGGAGGAGGAGGAGGAAGUUCCCCCUGUGUGCCCACCCAGCCCUCGGCAUCCCUUAACAUACCACCAGUCCCCAGAACAUCUACACUUGAGGGACAGACUAGAUUCCCAGAUGUCUCCUUCACCAUCCCAUUCUAGCAGCCCCGGCAAACCUUCAGACUUCUCAGACUCAGAGGAAGAGGAUGAUGAUGGGGAAGAUGAAGAGGAGGAGAUAACAGUCUCUUAGAUCAUCCUGCCUGCCCCUACCAUCACAUGGGGACAUUGCAAAGAUGUAAAUAAAACAGAGUGCUAUAAUUGAAGAGGUGAUGUCCCACCCAAAUGUCCACAUGCAGACGCAGGUUCUCUCUCACACGGCUGCAAGAUUUUCUACUUACAGGUAUUCCUUAUUUCUUCCCCAUGUGGAGGCUUUCAUAUCCAUAGCACCUGCUAACUUUGUCAUAAUUCUCUGCUUAACAAUCAACACUUCCUUGGUAAUCCACCUUCUCCUGAAUGCAAGAACAGGCAGCUCCUUGCUUUAUAGCAGGGAGCAAAGUAUAGCCUGUUGAGAAGGAAAUGUAUCCUCAGAUGAACACCAACAAAUACAAUAUAGGUGCUGUGGCCCUUUGAACUGCUUUUCAAAUGGACUUCCAGCUACCGUUAAGAUUUCAAAACCCUUAAGACUGGUCUGAUCCAACAAGCCUUUCCUCCAAAAGUAAACAACAUUAUUCAGGGACACAGACCAAGCCUUGCCUCCCUCCUUACCACAAACAGCACAAUCCUGUGCAACAGACACAUUGAAUCCCCCAGCAUGACUUCUAAGGUAUAAUGUAACUGUGCCUUGUGUAAUGGAGACCUUAUAUAUUUAUAUGUUUUUCAUUUUAAUUUAUGCAUCAGUAUUAUCAUCAAGGCACUGCCUACCCCAUCUUU
This is a messenger RNA of Apus apus (common swift), 1795 nucleotides long. RefSeq names its product developing brain homeobox 1 (gene DBX1). NCBI's taxonomy places the organism in Eukaryota, Metazoa, Chordata, Aves, Apodiformes, Apodidae. The record is from RefSeq and is a predicted model, not a curated record. Gene Ontology annotation, biological process: cell differentiation in spinal cord; regulation of transcription by RNA polymerase II. The coding region runs from base 81 to 1115 and encodes 344 amino acids. The transcript is spliced from 4 exons. Gene Ontology annotation, molecular function: DNA-binding transcription factor activity, RNA polymerase II-specific; DNA binding.